Messenger RNA from Pararge aegeria (speckled wood butterfly), 3057 nucleotides. Its product is annotated as nucleoplasmin-like protein. The coding region runs from base 129 to 695 and encodes 188 amino acids. The record is from RefSeq and is a predicted model, not a curated record. Gene Ontology annotation, molecular function: chromatin binding; RNA binding; histone binding. The transcript has 6 exons. Gene Ontology annotation, cellular component: nucleolus; cytoplasm; nucleoplasm. Gene Ontology annotation, biological process: chromatin remodeling. Lineage: Eukaryota; Metazoa; Arthropoda; Insecta; Lepidoptera; Nymphalidae.
ACACAAAAAAAAAAAUUGCAAUGUCUUGCAUUGUGUAUUUAAAAAUGGCAACACCGAUCCCAGACUUGAGUGCGCCGGCUUUGCACGUGAACGUGUCGCGAAAAUCUUUAUAAAUUAGUGAAAUCACUAUGUCGGACGAAUAUUUCUAUGGUGUCACCCUAUCUUCCACACAUCAGUCAGAAACAUGGGACCCAGAAGCGAAAGGCGACUACCCACGGAGUAAUAAGCUUCUGAUACGCCAAGCACUCCUUGGCCCAGAUGCAAAAGCAGAUGAAUUAAAUGUAGUACAGGUGGAGACAAUGUGUCUUCAGGAGUCUAUCAAAAUUCCAGUGGCCAUCCUUAAAGUGGGUGAGACGCGGCAAGUUCGCUUACACAUCGAGUUCCCAGAUGCACCUGUAACUUUCACACUCAUACAGGGUUCAGGGCCAGUGCACUUGAUCGGCCAGCAUUUGCUUGGUGCACUGGUGGAGGAGUUCGAAGAUAUGGAGGAGAUGGAAGAGGAAAUGCUAGAUGAAGAAGAAGGUGAAGACUCUCAGUUUAAGGAAGAUGAGAAUAAAAGGAAACCAACACCUGGCAAGCGCAAGACGAAUGAGGACGAGGAUGAUGAAGAGGGCGAGCCCAAGGGUAAGAAAUCGAAAAUGUCAAAUAACGCUAAAGGCAAAGCCCCAUCGCCCAAGAAGAACGCCAAGAAGUGAGCCGCCAGCGCCGGCCCUCGCCCCCAGCCCCUCUGAUAGACCAAUUCCGUAAAGACUGACACUAAACACUUGGUUUUGUCUCCAUUGUAGGUAAUCCGCGCUCGAGUAUUAUUUAUAAAGGAAUCGCGUUUAGUUUGCCGCUCAGACUGAAGGGUUAAGAUAGACCUUUUUAGAGCCAAGCUUUGAAAUUACAUGCUUUCUUAUGGUCGUGUAUUUCUAAAAGUACGUACCUGAUGUACGUAUUAUUUCUUCGAAUUAUUAUUUCGAACCUGCUCUGGCUAUCACCGCUGGAGUGCCUUGCCAAUUCGACUGUACAGGUUCGCAUAAUCAUUGAUGUCGAAAUCCAUGACGAGAGUAACUUAUAAAACUUAGAAAUUUACUGAAGUUAUUUAGUGAAGGUUUCACAGUAAUCCUAACAAAAAAAUGGUAUAACAUGUUUGGUCGGUUAAAGAGCACUCACUAGAUGCAUGGAGAGUUGUAGACCGUAAAAAUAAAAAAAUUACAUAUCAUUUCAUUUUGGCCCGGACCAUCCGGCGAGUUGUUGCCUUGACACUUCCGGCGUUAACCAAAUAGACGUGGAAUCGAUACCGGACGACUCCGCCAUUUUUGAUGUGCAAAAAAGAUAUAACACUUACAACUAAAAAAAAUAAUAAUCUAAUAAUUACCAGUAGAUAUUAACGUUUCUAAUCAAACAACUUUAAGACCAAUAGAAAAGUUAGCGUCGUACUACUCUAGGCAAGCAAUGUAAUCCUGAAUGUAAGUAGUUAAGCUUCCUUAGUCUAAAAAAGAGUUACAGCUAAAUAUGUCCAGUAUUAAACAACCAUCAAUGUCUAGUCUAGAUACAAAUAAAUUUUGAUAACUUGUUUGUAUGUAUGCCAUUAAUAAUAUCACUUCAUUAAUAAAUUUAAACGCAGGCAAUAUUGAAUCUCAAAAUCGUGAUUAUUCUUGGUGGCUCAUGUGUCAGACUUGUACACUACACCAUUUUCUGCAGUGCUGCAAUUACAUGUACUAUGAAAUAGAAAUACAUAAGUUUUAAUUUCCAAUUGACGUCUCAUAAAUAUACAGUACGAAGCUAAGUAAGGAUCUAGAUAUUUGGCACAUUAUAAUAUGGUAAACUACUGAAAUCUUAAAGAAGUUAUUUCAAUAGCUAAUGUCUGCUCAGUAUAUUAACUAAACAUCCAGAAUGUAAUUUGUUAAAGCGGAAGCUAUUUAAAACUAAAUAGUAUGCUUAUUUGCGUGGUCUUAUCUUUUCCCUUGCUCUAGUAAGCUGCAACUGGACAGGUCAGCCACUUCGGUGCGAGUGGGCCAGGGGGGGCACCUUAGUUGUAACUACAUAGCGUGGUAAUUCAAUCUAGGUUAGCAUUGUAUCGACUCUGUGCGUGAUUGGACGUGUGCGUAUGUUGGCGUUACCGGUCGAGGUAUCUACAAAAUGUUCUGAUCCUGUAGUUACUUCAGCGCUCGUGAGUGUUUUUCCAGCGUUGUUGUCCAACGCGAACGAUGCCAAGUAGAACUGACUUGCCCCAUUCCUGGGAAAUUCUUCGAACAAAACGUGACAUGACAGGGCUCUGCGUCUUUCAUUUUCAUAGUAUUGGAAAGUCUCGGAGAAAAGAAGUCAAAAUCCUAAAAACAGACUACUCUGCUUGUCAAUAAUUGUUCAAGUUAUUUUUCUCGUCUUCAACUUUCAAAUGCAAAAUUACCAAUGACAGAAAAACCAGUAUACGUUUAUUUUAACAAAAAAAAGAAACUAUGAUACGUUGCUGCGAGAAAGUAGCCCAUUUAUUAGGGGUAUUUUUCGAGACCACUUAAGUAGGCGGCUAGCUUGGCUUCGUUCCCUGUGGAUAUAUAACUGCUUUUAGGUAAUUGCGAGUCACUGGAGUUGGCGUAAAUGAGACAUUGUAUGGUCAACUGUUUGACAAUGCCAUACAACAACUGCACCGAACUUGUACGCUUUACGAUAUUCGCAAUCGUUACAUACUGGCUAGUAUUAGUUGCGUGCAGAUUUACGCUAUCUAGUGAUGCGCUUAUUACAUAAGAAUUGACAUUCGGGCCCAGUACGAGUGAUUUCUUUAAAAUCUGUUUUUCUGAAAUUAUUUUUUCAUUCCUUACUGUGGUAUAGUGUUAUUAAUGUCAAAUUUAAUAAAAUAAGUGAUCACACAGAUGUAUUUUUAAGUUAAGGACGUAAGUGUAAUCAGUGUAUGUUUAGACAUUGAUCGUUUUUUGUAUUUUGUAAUGAGUAGCUGCAGGUAUCCCACGUAACGAUUUCUCAUUUCAGAAUGAAACCGAUUAAACUAUUAUAGUUUGUUUGUACAUAUACAUAUAAAAACAUAAGAACCGUAAUAAUAAAACCAUUUCUAAACAUUCA